UAUCUAAUUACUUUCAUUUGUCCCGUGGUCACAGUUCCUGCAUAUUUCAUUCUAAUGGUUAUUCAUCGAUGUUAUUAUCUACAAUUUUAACAAAUUAUGCUGUAUUUUAUCGUCCUUUUACACUAUUGCAAUAAACGUGUUUGCUGCCGGUGAGAGUUGCGUAGAACUGGUUAAUCCUUUAGAAGCCCUGCAAUAGUUUCUGAGGGCAUUAUCUUAGAGUCGUGUUUGAGAAGCCCUAGAAAAAUCAGUGAGGACCAAAAUUGACCGAAGCUCCAUCUGAGCAUGAGUUCAAAGGUUCUGUUGACUUAGUGAAAACCCCAGUUAAUUAGCAGCGGUAGUUUGCAGAAACAUGCUACGUCCAGUGCUCUACGCUGUCUUCAUCUCAUCAGCCAUCGCCCUGCCUGAAACUGGCUGGUACCCCAAAUAUCACAUCGCACCCCAACAUGGCUGGAUGAAUGACCCCAACGGCCUCAUCUACUUCCAGGGCUUCUACCACGUAUUUUGGCAAUACAACCCCGCGGCGCCCCAAUGGGGUUUAAUGCACUGGGGUCAUGCUAGAAGCCCCGAUUUGCUCACUUGGGAGCACCUGCCCAUCGCCCUUGCCCCAUCCCUACCCGGGGACAUCGAUGGGGCAUUCUCAGGGUCAGCAGUUCUCCUGAAUGAGACCCUCACCCUCAUUUAUACGGGGGUUAGCGAGAAUGGCACUCGGCAGGUGCAAAUGGUUGCAACCAGCCAGGAUGGGGUCGCUUUUGAAAAGUUGGGGGUAGUAAUUGGGGGGAAUGAGAGUAAUUUUCGAGACCCCAAAGCCUGGUGGCAGGACGGGUCUUGGUAUGUGGUUAUUGGGGCCCAAACCGCCGAUGAACGAGGACAAGUUUCGCUCUAUAGUUCCCCAGAUUUCUUCAACUGGACGCCACAAGGGGUUUUGGCUCAAGCAGACCCGUCCUUGGGGUACAUGUGGGAGUGUCCAGACUUUUUCUCCUUGGAAGGAAAGCAGGUUUUGGUGGUAAAUCCCCAAGGCAUCCAGAGCAAAGGAGAGGACUUCCAGAACCUGUUUCAGACUGGGUAUUUCGUAGGGAGUUGGGCCCCAGGAGGAAAUUUUGCUGUGGAAAGAGGCUUCAGGGAGUUGGAUCACGGGCACGACUUCUACGCCUCUCAGACGUUUGAGGCGCCCGAUGGAAGGAGACUGGAAAUAGGCUGGUUGGGGAUGUGGGAGUCCCAGUUCCCUGAAAACGCCUCAGGCUGGGCAGGGAUGCUUUCCCUCCCCCGGGAGCUCACGCUCUCCGAUCAGGGAGACUUGGAAGUGCGGCCCUUGCGGGAGAUUCAAAGCCUACGCACUGAGCGCCUGGAGGUUCCUCAAACCCUCCACAUAGCCCCUGGGGGAGGAGUGGCGAUACUCCAAAACAUCUCCCAUAGUGAGGUGGCUUUGGACUUCAAACUGCACAACUCCAGCAGCAAUUCAUUCGCAAUUCAGCUGACUAAGGAGAGUUUUGAAAGAGACGGAGGCGCUCAGGUGCAUGUAGAUCGCAACUGCAGCAGAGUUUUCCUGGAGCGCCACUAUCCUGCCUACAAUAUAACGAGAAGCAGCAGGAGUGUAGCUGUAAACCUAACUGGCAAUUUGUCUUUGGAUAUUUUCAUCGAUGGCUCUUCAAUGGAAGUGUUUGUGAACGAUGGCCAAGCGGUGAUGAGCAGUAGAAUUUACCCGGACGCUGAGCUCAGAACGUUUCUGAUCACUGCUCAGAAUGGCUCAGUGGCAGUAGAUAGACUUAAAGUCUGGGACUUGUAGUUAUCAAUGAUAAAUGCUAUUUAAACAGU
Messenger RNA from Dendroctonus ponderosae (mountain pine beetle), 1812 nucleotides. Its product is annotated as sucrose-6-phosphate hydrolase. Bases 350 to 1783 code for a protein of 477 amino acids. Gene Ontology annotation, biological process: carbohydrate metabolic process. Gene Ontology annotation, molecular function: beta-fructofuranosidase activity. The transcript is spliced from 3 exons. Gene Ontology annotation, cellular component: cytoplasm. The record is from RefSeq and is a predicted model, not a curated record. Lineage: Eukaryota; Metazoa; Arthropoda; Insecta; Coleoptera; Curculionidae.